Nicotiana tabacum (common tobacco) is the source of this 1315-nucleotide messenger RNA. RefSeq lists its product as uncharacterized. The record is from RefSeq and is a predicted model, not a curated record. Lineage: Eukaryota; Viridiplantae; Streptophyta; Magnoliopsida; Solanales; Solanaceae.
CAUAACUAUUCGAUAAUUUCAAACAUCCAUACAAAACUUAUCCAUUUACACAACAUGUCCUCUGCGAAUCUCAAUCUCUAAAUUCGAUCCUAUAAUCUGAUCUCCGAUGACCACUCUUUUACCGUCGCCGGAAGUUUCCUCAUUCUCAGCCGGAAUCCAUCCGGUGAGGACUUCUUCUUAUAUAAACCCUAGAAAUGUGCAGAAGCUCGCUGUUUCUAGGUCGGGAAAUAGGGGUGCUAGGGUUAGGGUGUGUUCAAGUGUAAAGGAUUUGGAGGAGUCUCCGCCGCUGAAGUCAGGGAGUAAUUUAGGGUUUUGUGCACAGUUCUCUGCUCCUGUGGAGACCAGCACGACGUUGUCUACAAAAGUGAACGAGGAAGAGGAGGAGAAGCGGAAUUACUAUCUGAAUACGGGUUACGCUAUUCGGACUAUCCGAGAGGAGUUUCCUGCCCUCUUCUAUAAGGAGCUAACCUUUGAUAUCUACAGGGAUGAUAUUGUCUUCAAAGAUCCACUCAACACUUUUACUGGCAUUGAGAAUUAUAAAUCAAUCUUCUGGGCUCUACGAUUCCAUGGCAGGAUGUUCUUUAGGGCCUUGUGGAUUGAUAUUGUGAGUGUAUGGCAACCUGUGGAGAACAUGAUAAUAGUUCGGUGGACUGUUCAUGGCAUUCCCCGUGUUCCUUGGGAGAGCCACGGUCGCUUCGAUGGCACUUCAGAGUAUAAGCUUGAUAAAGAUGGGAAGAUUUAUGAGCACUGGGUUCACAACAUUGCUUUGAGUGGACCACCAAAGUUCCAUGUACUUGCUGUGCAGGAAUUAAUUGAAUACAUUGGCGGCGCCUCAACACCAAAGCCUACUUUCUUUGAAAUCUUUUCCCCUACCUUGAGGAACAUCGCUCCAGUAACGAAAUUUUCUAGGUUGAGGCGGAACCUGGGCUCAAUUCUAGCCUCCCUAAAGAGAAAUGAGGAGGAACAGUCAGAUCAAACAUAGCAUUAUGGUGAAGUGCCAAAAAUGAUUGGUAAAUUUUUUUACUAUAUUCCAGACUCACACAAUACGUACAAGUAUAUAUGUACUAAUAGAACUCCCGCAGGGGCAGCAAAACAUAUCUGGAGUUCUUUUCUUUUUUGUUUCUUCAGGAGGGUAUCCACUUCUCUCUACUGUAUGCUUCUUUUGAGCUCCAGCUACUGCCUUGUGAAGCGCAAUACUUUGUAAAUAUUUGUAUAGUAUAGCAUAAAAUGUUGCUUCCGUCAGGAGUGUUUGCUCUGCAUUUUGUAAAGGUACUAAUCCUCGCCACUAUAUACAAUGCCUUCCUCUUUCUAGCCA